AGCCUCAUCCGAUCAACAUUGUGGCAUCUAUCUGAGGUUCAUUAAGGCUCCUUUCUGCUUCAUAAAUGGGUUGCAAGACAAAUUGUGCGGUUUUUGUGGCGAUUUUCAGUAUUUCAGUGGUGGUAAUUCCUAUUAUUUUGAGUAGAUAUUCUGUCAACGAUGGAAAACCCCCACCCCUUGAUCGCGAGGAAUGGUGGGGCAAAGGGGACAAAAAAGAUGACGAACCGGACACCAACGUUUAUGAAUUCUCCGUCAGCUUGACAGACGAACUUCUGAAGGAUCUUGAAGAAAGAUUAUCCAAGACUCGUUUCUUUGAAAACUUGGACGGUAUCGAUUGGGAAUACGGUAUUAACCCCGACUACAUGAAACAAUUAACCCAACAUUGGAGGACGAAGUACAAUUGGCGUAAGCAAGAGGAAAUUCUCAACACUUACAAACACUACAAGACAAAGAUAAAUGGAAUAAAAAUUCACUUUCUGCAUUUUAAGCCUGAAUUGAGAGAGGGCCAGAGACUCAUUCCAAUUAUGUUGGUUCAUGGUUGGCCAGGGUCGUUUUAUGAAUUUUACAAAGUCAUUCCAAAGCUUAUAGCUUCUUCAACAGAAGAGUAUGCCUUCUCCAUUAUCUGUCCAUCGAUUCCAGGUUACGGUUUCUCAGAAGCCCCUCAUAAGCCAGGCUUUGAGUCCUUUGCGGCAGGACGAAUUUUUAGCAAGCUGAUGGCACGACUUGGUUAUGAUUCCUAUUACCUUCAGGGUGGAGACUGGGGGAGUGCGAUAACGUGUGCAAUGGCACUAAUGGAUCCCAGUCACAUUCGAGGACUUCAUUUAAACAUGUUCCCACUGUUCAAUAAAAACCCCUUAUCGUACAUUCAGGCCAAACUGUUCUUUCCAGAAAAGGAGCAGCAAAAGAUUUUUCCAAUAUCAAAGGUGUUGAUUAAAAUUCUCCGUGAGGGAGGAUAUUUUCACUUACAAGCAACUCGACCUAACACUGUUGCCUUGGCAAAUAAUGAUUCUCCAGCUGGCCUGGCAGCAUACCUUGUGGAAAAGUUUGCAAUGUGGAGUGGCUGUGCAACCAAUCACACAACAAUCUGUUUGGAAUCCUGCUUCACAAAAGAUGAACUGCUGACAAAUGUGAUGAUAUACUGGGCCACUCAAUCUAUUGCCCCGUCAAUGAGGCUGUAUUAUGAAGCAAUACACAGUGAUGAGGAAGUGCGUUCUGCAUCAAGUAUCCCCAUUACGGUUCCCUCAGCACUGGCUGAUUUUCCCCAUGAACUUUUUCGGACUCCAGAACCUUGGAUUCACAACAAAUUUACAGACGUUGUUCAGUUCACAGAAAUGCCUCGUGGCGGACACUUUGCUGCCUUCGAAGAGCCCGAGUUAUUUUCUGCAGAUGUUAUUCUGUUUGUCGCAAAAGUAGAAAAGCGCAUACUAGAAAAACAGCAGAGGAACUGAAGGAAUCCACUGGUUAAAGGGAUAUACAGACCUCUCAACCUCAAAACACCUAAAAUCUGGAGACUGAUGUAAAAAAAUCUAGAGAUUUCAGUAAAAAUCUGGAGAUUGGUCGACCGGCAGACAAAACCAAGUAAACACAGGUUCUUAAA
Messenger RNA from Stylophora pistillata, 1597 nucleotides. RefSeq names its product epoxide hydrolase 1. Gene Ontology annotation, biological process: epoxide metabolic process. Gene Ontology annotation, molecular function: epoxide hydrolase activity. NCBI's taxonomy places the organism in Eukaryota, Metazoa, Cnidaria, Anthozoa, Scleractinia, Pocilloporidae. The record is from RefSeq and is a predicted model, not a curated record.